CUAGAGUUGCGAAAUUAGAACAGAAUUUUGAUCAUCAGCUAGAAGACGGUGAUAAUUCUUCUAAGAACAUUGUUAAUGUACCCAACCCUGUUAUAGAUCAGUGCAUUAAUAUUAACUCCAAAUCGUUAAAGUAUAAAGAGAUGAACAAUUUCUUAGACGAGAAAAACAAGGCAAAGGACUUAUCUCCAGUUAACUAUAAUAUUUCAUCGGAUAUAUUAUACAAUACUGAAACAAUUAACGACCAGGAUUCAUGUAAACAGAAGAAGGGAGAAGCUUUAAUACAGGAAAUAUCACUCGAAAAAAAUUAUAUAAAUAAAAAUUUAUCUUCAGAUCAAAAAA
This is a messenger RNA of Racocetra persica, 339 nucleotides long. NCBI's taxonomy places the organism in Eukaryota, Fungi, Glomeromycota, Glomeromycetes, Diversisporales, Gigasporaceae. The record is from the annotation of a GenBank genome assembly.